GGGGGCUGCCGGCAGCCGCGUGCAGUAUAUAGGAGCGCGCCGGCCGGCGGAAGGCGCAGUCGCCCGGCGGGCCGCGCAGGAGCACCACUGUCCGCUGUACACUCAACACCCACCCCACUACCUCCCACUACACUACGCUACACACUCCGAAAGAUGACUGCAAGGGCGAGGGCCGUUAUCGCGUGUUGCGUCCUCUGGGCCACGGCGGCGCUGGCGUCGCAGGGCGUGGACAUGUCGGCGGCGCGCUGGCGGAUGCAGGCCCGCGAACAGCUGACGUUCGCGCGCAGCUCGUGGGCGCGCGCGGCGCUCGAGGCCGCCUCCGGGUCGCCGCACGCGCGCAACGUGGUGCUCUUCAUCGGCGACGGCAUGGGCAUCCCCACCGUGACGGCCGCGGGCAUGCACCGCGCCGGCGAGGGCACCCGCCUGCUCUUCGAGAGGUUCCCCUUCACCGGACUCUCGAAGACCUACAGUGUCAGCAAGCAGGUGGGCGACUCGGCGGCAACGGGCACGGCUUUCCUGACAGGCGUGAAGACGUCCAACGGCGUGCUGGGGAUGGACGCGUCGGUGGUGGCCAAGCAGUGCCCGCGGCCGGCGGACGUGGCGGCGCGGCUGACGUCGCUGGCCGGCUGGGCGCAGGCGGCGGGCCGCGUCGCCGGCGUCGUCACCACGACGCGCAUCACGCACGCCACGCCCGCCGCGCUCUACGCGCGCUCCGCGCACCGCGACUGGGAGUGCGACACCGAGCUGCCCGAAGGCUGCCAGCAGCUCGACAUAGCGCGCCAGCUGGUGGAGGAGAUGCCGGGCAUGGAGCUGCGCGUGGUGCUGGGCGGCGGGCGCAAGCAGCUGGGCGACCUGGCGGCGGCAGAGCGCGACGGCACCGACGACGACGGCUCCUGCGGCCGCGCCGACGGCCGCAACCUGACGGCCCAGUGGCUGCGCCUGCCCGGCCGCCGGCACCUCGUCCACACCAGGGAGCAGCUGCUGCAGGCGGACCUCGACAAGGUGGACUACCUGAUGGGACUUUUCAGUGCAGGACACAUCCCAUACACUGAUGCUCGCCGGCCCAGAGAACAUCCCUCUCUGGUAGAAAUGACACAGCAAGCCCUGCGUCUACUGUCACGUCAUGACAAUGGCUACUUUCUCCUCGUAGAAGGUGGCCGUAUUGACCAUGGCCACCACAAGAACUAUGCUCGUCGUGCACUCGAGGAGACUCUUGAGCUUGAAGCAGCUGUUGCCGCAGCCCUUACCCUCACUGACCCUAAGGAUACAUUGAUUGUGGUGACAGCUGACCACUCUCAUACAAUGUCGAUAAGUGGAUAUCCCAACCGUGGUACUGACAUCCUUGGUUUUGUCCACAAUGAUGGUGAAGAGCCAUAUGAGACACUCACAUAUGCAAAUGGUCCAAGCUUCUAUACUCAUCGUAGUAAUGACACUAACAGCACGUGGGUGAAUGUAAUGGAGAUGAAUCGAAGUGCUCCGACAUACCAACACUUUUCUCCUAGAUAUUUAAAAGAUGAAACUCAUGGAGGAGAAGAUGUCGCUGUCUACGCUGUUGGUCCAGGUGCCUAUCUCUUCACUGGUGUAUAUGAACAGAACUAUUUAGCUCAUGCUAUGGCUCACAUAGCAAAUAUUGGGCCUGAUGCUAUGGUUUCUUCUGCAAACACUGCACACAUGUACAACUUCAAUGUAACUGCACUUGUUUCACUCCUUGCUUCAAUAUUAUUAGGCAUCUUAAGAUAGCCUUGACUCAUUUUCAUGUGUGUGAAGACUGUAACAGAAAAUCACAAUCACUGAUUACUUAUGGAGCCAAUCAUGCAACAUAUGUACAACAUAAACCUAUCAGUAUUAUAAUUCAUAACAGCGGAAGCUGUUACUUAAGACACUUUAUGCAAAAUGAAAGAGUGAAUGGAAACUUAUUCCCUCACAUGCAGAGCACCUAUGUGACCCUGUUUCAAUGCCUGCAGUACAGCAUUUGUAAAACCAUAAAAAAAUUAUAUUACUCAGCUACUUUAUAUAGUUCUACUGUGCAGACAGGAGUAACAGUUAAAGUCUUGCAGAGUUAUGUCAUUCUGGUGCAUAAAUUAUAUUAAAAAAGUUGUGUCUGUAAUGAUAUUAAAAUAAAAGUCCAUUCACAUUUCUAAGACCAUUUGUUGCUGUGGGCAAGCUUACACAGCUUCUUUGAAACAGUAAAAUUACAUUUUUGAAAAUAAAAUGUGGCUGUACAUGUGCAAAUACAGAACAUUAGAACCAAAAGUUUAAAGGUAUACACAUACCACUUCUGAAAUUCUAC
Messenger RNA from Schistocerca cancellata (South American locust), 2290 nucleotides. Its product is annotated as alkaline phosphatase 4-like. The transcript is spliced from 7 exons. The record is from RefSeq and is a predicted model, not a curated record. Gene Ontology annotation, molecular function: alkaline phosphatase activity. NCBI's taxonomy places the organism in Eukaryota, Metazoa, Arthropoda, Insecta, Orthoptera, Acrididae. Gene Ontology annotation, biological process: dephosphorylation. Bases 154 to 1740 code for a protein of 528 amino acids.